UGUCAGUGUUGUGAAAGGUGCCAGCUGAUGCACUUAUGAUACCCAGCACGUCUAUUAUACCCCUGUGCCAUGGCAAUAUAUGUGCUCUCCUCACUCCUCCUUGGGAUCUCAUGAGUGAACAAGAAGUUUUACUGGAGAGACAAUGUCGGAGUCGGACGCAGUUGUUGUGCGCCUCUCUCUUGCUCGCGUGGCAGUAGUUACUGUCUCCUUGCCCCUUGGAGCUUUCUUUCUUUGUAUAUAUCUGUCUUUACGGUUCAACUUUGAUCUAUCUACUGCUACCCACUGUGGUGUUCAAAACUACCUGCCAUCAAUAUCCUCAGCAAUUGGAGAAUUUGUUCCUCAACGGUACAUAUGGAGAGCUGCAAUUGCUGUUCACUCAGCUCCUCGGUUCCUUAUAGCCUCGAUGUAUUACUCUUUUAUGCAACGAAAUCUACCUAAUAUUCCCUUCUAUCAAAAUGCAGUGAAAGUCAACACAUUCCUAAACGUUGUAGAAAACAUCGCUCUUCUCGGUCUUUCAUUUGUCUCGUCCAAGGAGAACUAUGAUAUCCACAAGGUAUCAUUCAUCAUGUUCAUGGUGUGCAGUGAGGUAUACAUGUUGCUUACUUGCCUGCUACUUAAGGACCACACAAAAAGGCUUGGUUCUCUUGAACGACUUUCUUUUCGUAAAAAGAAACAACUGAUGACGGCUAACGUGGCAUGUUUCUUUGUUGCACUCUACUUCUUUUAUCGUCAUAAUACUUACUGUGAACCAGGAAUGUAUUCAGUGUUUGCCCUCAUGGAAUAUUUAGUGGUUCUUACCAACAUGGCGUUCCACAUGACAGCUUAUUAUGACUUCCACAACCAUGAACUUCUUGUUGGCGAGUGGAAGACAGCGAGCAGUUGACAAUCAGUGUGAGGAGCAAUGUAACUCAACUCUGAUCCACGACCAGCAUGGCCCACUAUAGGGCAAAACAACAGUAGUUAAGGAUUUUCAAUUGAAGUUGAUAUGAGCUCAUAUUUGUACAGUAUAGCAUUCAUGCAGAUCUCACAUUGGCUCUCUUCACCUUUGCUUAUAGAAUAAUCCCAUUCUCUAAUUUGUUGCAAUGUGCAAAAAAACAAAAAUUUCAGAUAUCACAAAUACUAAUGUAAUAUCACACUUCAAAUGAAAUUUUAGUUUAUUAACUUUGGUUGUAAUCCUUAACUACUUGAGGGAAGUGAGUAUGAAAGAUUGAAAGAUUUAAAUUGGCACUCUUCUCAAAUUCAGAUAUUUCAUUCAAUAAGCAUCAAUAUAAUAGACUCUUCCUAUAAUACUAAAAAUUAAUGUAAUUGUUAUUGUUUUCAUGUUAAAAUCUAAAUGAGGCAAGAUAAAAAAAAUCUUCAAUUAAAGAUACACUUGUCCUGAAAUAUUUUAAAGAAUAAGAUGAUCCUUCAUAAUAUAUGCAGGUGUAGAUAUUAGCAACCUCUCAGCUUCAAUAUUUUAGAGUUCAUUUUAGUGGUUGCAGCUUAAAAUUUAUUUGUUUUAAAGCACUUAUAUGCAAGGAUUUUUUUAGUUGCCAUUAACACCUCAGGAUGGGUUGCCUUGUAGUUUUGAGUUUGCCAGAGUAGAAGAGUAGUUAAUGCCUGAUUGUGCCAGAUGCUCACGUACUCUCUCUGACGUCCUAUAGGGGCUGUGUUUGGGAAGCUCAGCAGGAAGAAUUCUCAGCACAGUCAAAUACUCCGGUGUUAUUAAAAUUUAAGAAUUUUAAGCAGACAUUCCUUUAUAUUUAAAACUAAAAUAGAAAUGUUUGAGAAGUUUUGGUUAACUUCCUGCUCAGCUGUGGUUUGUGUAACCUUCAAACUCAAUAGUCCAUAGUGCUCAAAGUGUUGCUAGUUCAUCAUUCAAGUCCUGUUAUACAGUUAAACCAAAACAUUCAGUAAGAUGAUAAGUUUGUUUACUGUACAUGCAUAAUAUUUCAGACUAUGACAUAAGCAUGUAACAUUUUUAGGUUAUUAAUGUGUACAAUAAAUAGAUGCAAGGGCAAGAUAUUUGAGGCUAGAUAUUGUUAAAGGGGUUUCAAAAUAACCAGAUUAACACUAUUAGUGCACACAAUGUUUGGAGGACACUGAAGCAGGCAUUUUUUUUUAUUUAAUUUUUAAUAUUUUUUAUAAUUUGACAAUGUUCACUUUUAUUAGUGAAAGUCAUUAUGGGUGGGUGAUUGUAAGUAUUAAUGAGCAGCAUCAAGUAAAUGUGGGUGACUGUAUAUAUGGGUGAUUGUGUGAGUGACUAUAUGCAAAAAUGUAAGUAUGUGUGGAUGCAUGUAAAAAAGUGGGUAUGGAUGGGCGACUGAAAAAAACAACUUGAUACAUCAAAGCCAUCAGGAUCAGGUCCAUGACCCCCCCCCUCCCAGAUUAGCCCAAUGACCCACCCAGUCUGAUCAUCUCCACUCAAGGAUGUAGCACUGCACCAGACCCAGCAGCACAAGCUAGUCAGGUCCAACUCACACCCACCCACACCCACUCAUGUAUUUAUCUAACCUAUUUUUAAAACUACACAACGUUUUAGCCUGAAUAACUGUACUCGGGAGUUUAUUCCACUCAUUUCUUCAAUUUAAGUGUGUUGAAGAUGUAAAGUAAGCUGAGGCAUGAAUGAUAGUGACAGAAGAUUCCAUACAGGAGUUAACAGAUAGGUAUGACAGGGUUAAUCUGCAUCACUCAAUUGAAAAAGGCUGAACCAACAAGAUAGUUUUUGCCUCCCUGCAAACUCGGAUAGGUAAUUGAAAAUAGACAAAUAGGUCAUUACAGUGUGUUCUUUUUCUCCAGCAGGUUAAUGUUUCUGUACCAAGAUAGAAGAUAACUUCAUUUGUAUUAUUAACCCUGGAGGAUUAUUAACCCAGGAUAGCCAAGUAGUAUGACUGUAGCAUAAAUUUACAUCAGGUUGUAGUUGUCAGUCAUCAAUAUGUUUUGUAAAAAGGAUUAACUAAAUUAAGAAGUAGUGUGUGCAAGUAUACUUGUAGGGUGCAAGCCCACUUGUAGAGUGCAAGCCCACUUGUAGAGUGCAAGCCCACUUGUAGAGUGCAAGCCCACUUGUAGAGUGCAAGCCCAGUUGUAGAAUGCAAGCCCACUUGUAGAGUGCAAGCCCACUUGUAGAGUGCAAGUACACUUGUAGAGUGCAGGUGCAAUUGACCAAGGAUGAUAACUAAGAAUUUUGCAUAUACUGCUUCAGUUUCUCUCUUGAAUAAAGACACAUUACACAUUAAAGUUGAUCACAUUAAAACACAGUAUCUCAUAAUUUGGUACAAAUAAACCCAAAUGGAGAAAAGCAGUGUAUAAGAGGAGUACUUUAUAUUUCACCUACACACUGAGACCCUCUUCAGUGUGAGGAUAAAAUAUACAGUACCAUUCUCAUCCUCUGUUUUUUUUUAUUUUUCUUCAGGUUGGUUCAUUUAUGUCAUUGACAAAUGUUUAUUACACUCUUCUGUUUGGUGUGAUAGCGUAUUUUGCAUGGAUUUUCAAAAAGUUUAUUGAAGACUCUCCAAAAGGCUGCACUUUGACUAAGAUAACUUCAUUAAAGUUUUGUAUUGGAGCAUUUUGUUAUAUUAGUGUCCAUCGUCACUUGAGUUGAAGGUACACACUGUUGAGUUAUGUUAUUCCUCACAAGUCCAUACGGUAGGUUAAUUAAGGUAUGUUGCCAGUGAGCAAGAGCGAGUGGUGAUAGCUUAGCUACAUUGGCAACAUAAAUAUGGUACAGUAAGUCCUCAACUUGUGGACCCAUUGGGGACCUCCUGAAUUGUGUAUAAUAAUGAUAUAAUAAUAAUAUAUGCAAUAAUGAUAUUAUACACAACACAGAAGAUUCUCAAUGUGUUCAUAAGUAGAGGACUUACUGUACAUGUAUUUCACUAAAAACAUUUUGUGGAUAGAACUAUAAUAUUUGGUGAGAAAUGUUGUCUUAGAACAAGAUGUUACUUUUUAAUUUACAUUAUUAAGUCAUGUAUUUAGAGUUUAUUGUUUUGUCAGUUAAGAUUGCUUUCCACUUGUUGUCACGCCAGUACUGCACUCAACAGUUCUCACUUGUGAUAACGAGAGCCCGUUUUUACAGUAUGAUUGUUUUAUGGAGUGACAACAUUAAGGUAAUAUCAAAAUAAAACUUUGAAUUAUAUUGGGCACCAGCAACAUUUACUUACAUAAAUGUGAAUAUAUUAUAUAAUUUAGUUGGUUGUAGUAAAGUAACUACACUCUCUGUAUAUAUUUGGAACUUAAGUAUUAUUAGUAAUUUAUUAUUUUACCAAAGACACUGCAUCCAUACACUGCAGUAUUUAUCCUCUCAGAUUAAACAAAUAUGGGUUACAAAAUUUUUGUAGUGAAAAGUAAAUUUUUACAAGGACUUUUUUAUUCUUAAAACUAUUCUAGAUUCUUUUAAAUGUUUAAAUAAAUUUUGACAUUCAAGGUAUGGAAAAUUUGAAAUGUAAACCUUGGAUGAUUAGAAUUGGGACUGAGACGUAGUUACAGUAAUGUACUGACGCAGUGUUCUGUUGCAAUUCUAGUCUCUUUUUUUUUUUUAUAAUUCAUCUUAAAUAUAGCUUCCAUAAAUUUCAUAAUAGAGGCAAUCACCAACAGCUUGACUUGUGAAACCAGGCCACUAUUGUUAGGUAAGACACAUAUGCAACAGUUAGGUAUCUUUAUUUCGAAACGUUUCGCCUACACAGUAGGCUUCUUCAGUCGAGUACAGAAAAGUUGAUAGAAGCAGAAGAGACUUGAAGAC
Cherax quadricarinatus is the source of this 4717-nucleotide messenger RNA. RefSeq names its product post-GPI attachment to proteins factor 2. Gene Ontology annotation, biological process: GPI anchor biosynthetic process. Gene Ontology annotation, cellular component: Golgi membrane; endoplasmic reticulum membrane. NCBI's taxonomy places the organism in Eukaryota, Metazoa, Arthropoda, Malacostraca, Decapoda, Parastacidae. The record is from RefSeq and is a predicted model, not a curated record.